Molecule: messenger RNA, 1608 nt
Organism: Fomitiporia mediterranea MF3/22
Lineage: Eukaryota; Fungi; Basidiomycota; Agaricomycetes; Hymenochaetales; Hymenochaetaceae
Exons: 2
Coding region: 152-1402 (416 amino acids)
Source: RefSeq, a predicted model, not a curated record
CGCUUCUGAGUAUCCAGCGCCUUCGCUUCCAUUCUCAUCUAAAUCUCCAGCAUUGUUCAGCUCUACUCCUGCGUACGAUCCGAAACCGAUAUUCCAGGAUCCUCCGUCCGGCUUUCACGGGUCGUCAUUCGAAAUUAGCAAUUCAUUAUGCAUGAAAAAGAUUGAUCUCUCUGGUGAUCUUCUUAACGAUGACUUGUCAUUUCUGGCGCGUCUUAAAGAAGAUUCGUUUGCGGACACCGUCCAUGACUGUGGCCCAGGGAAGACGGUGCGAUCUUCCUCGCAGUCAACUCAGAUGGACUACAAUGACGGAAAGGUGUCCUCUAAAAAACCUGACUUGCAUGUUGAUGGGUUAAGCUCGGAGACGAGCAACUUCGCAGCAAAAACACCGUUGCGGAAGCAUUCCGCCGUCUUCCGUCGGUCUAUAUCGACCUCCGGCUUGGUAUUCAGCGGCGAGAGCGACGGCAUCGCCGCGAGUCUCGCCUCUCCCAUAGAUUUACAGCCACGUACUCCUUUAUCUUCACCCUUCUCCAGGGCAAAUGACCGCGAGCAGGCACUCGCACCGAAGAAGACCCAAGCGGUGCUUCGGAAGAGCAAGACGCUGUCACGUAGCUGUGGUUCCGGAAUUUCAGAGAAAAUUAAGGAAGAGGACGGUGUUGAAUCGGAUAUGCCGCAAAACACGAAGAAGGGUCCUGGACGCGCGCGGCCGUCGUCCGCGGAGAUCAAGCCACUAGCGCGUUCUCAGUCGUUCAUCGUCAAGCAGGCAGAUGUGGCUCUUGCUGCUCCUGCGCCCGUUCGUCGUAGCUCGAUCUCUCGCCCCUCAAUUGAGAGACGUGGUAACGUCGGACGUAGUUUAUCACCUGUGAAACCGAUGGCGCCAGAGUCCCAAUCUGGUCAAGAGCAGGGCCAGAAUCAAAAGCAGGAUUCACUCACUCAGAGUUUCAGACGGCUGUCAGUGUCUGCUUCUGCGAAACCUACUCCCGUCAAGUCAAGCAACUUCGCGACCACAGGACGCAUGGGAGGUGCACGUCGCGUCCCACUCACAGCGAACGCACCUCUCUUCAAACCAAUUGAGUCGCCAAUCAUUGAAGUACAGUCCUCAAGGCCAGUCUCGCGAGUUACGACCACUAGGACUGGUCCACAACGCCCUCCCGCAGGGUUCGGCGCAUCAGCCACUCUUGGAAGAAGCGUAUCUGGUCCAAGCUUAGUUGCAGGAGUUGACCGCACCUCAUCAGUGCCUUCGACUAGAACGUUUAGUCGGUCAACUUCUGCGAACUCCGUGGCGUUUUCUCGUUCGUCCUUCAUGACGUCAAGUGGUUCUACGACUUCGUCCUCACGGUUGCCCGUUCCGCCGACGAAGGGACUGAGUAAGAUCCCAGGGCCUGGGGCAAGGAAGGCUUUCUGAGCAAGUACGAUCACGAUUUUCAUGACUUCGAUUUCAAAUACAAACGCUGCCGACCAGAUGAAUCAGUAAUCCAACAUUUAUGCAAAUAAGCAUUAAAUUACUUCGGUUUUAACGGUUUGCUUCAACUGCACUUUGCUAUGUACUUAUCGCACGCGGAUCACUAGCCUUUGCUUUGCACAAAUGGAUUGUUCCUUUUUCAUUGCAUC